CAGCGAGGACCAAUAGUUCGAGAGAAGCGGUGUGAAGUGCAGGAAGUGAGCGGUUUCGUGACAGCUGUUUCGCUGGACGUAGUGUUCUGUGCCUUGCUUAGUUUGCAGUAACUAGCCUUAAUUUGUUUUCUACACAAAAGUGCAUUACUGUGGUAUCAUCGCUUAUGAUGAUGUGAGUUGCUGUUACGCAGGAGAAUAAGAUGUCACGUGUUUCGUAUGGAAUGCAAACCUUUGAGACAUAUGACCCUACGCGGGGUUAACCACUGGGAAUCACCAAUAUCCGGACAAAGAAGCGCAUUCCGGAUUGUUAAUUUAUGAAAAUAAAUUUACAAAGGAUUUGUGUAUACUUCGCCGAGCAGGAUUGCUAAACAACAGUGGGUCUGGAUGCGACGUGUUGUGUGUGCGAAUUGUAAGUCAUCGUAAUCUUUCUGCAAAAGACUGAAGAAAUUUCCCCUCCAUCAACCCAGAACCAUAUCGCAGUUUUCGGCGGGUGGAGCAUAGUCAAGCAAGAACGUCAUCAUUAUGGGAUCCAAGAGGAUGGGCACGUGAUAUGAUCUCCACACUGGAAGUCAUAUUGUAGCAGAUACAGUUUAACUAUAAGUCAUAAAACAAUAUGCCGGGGAGCAUGCGUCGGUUUUCGGGGACAAUGGAAAACCCGCCACUGCGCCGGGACGCCACUGACAGACGGCACAGCAACGCGUCCGACACUUCCCUACCAGACACGAGCCACAUCCGUCAGGUCUCACAGGAAAAUACUGAAUAUAUCCCUACACGAAUUACCAAAGUGACUGCCCCAAAGCCAGCUGCAAAUCCACUCCAGUUUAUUAAAGUGGGACCAGCUAGUUUGUACAAAUCAGCUCAAGAACAGCUCAAAAAAGUAGAGGAAAUUAAAAAGGUCACAAAAGAAGUUCGAGAUGAAGCAGAAGACUGGCAAUCUAAUUUAGAUAACUGGAAGAGCAGUCGUCGGAAGCGACAAGAACACAUUAUUGAGCGAGUAGUGGAAGUAAAGAAGUUUGAAAUGGAGGACUAUGACCGAAACCGAAGACGAAGUAAAACGUUUAAUGAGAUGAUGGAGGAACGGAAUUCCCGUGGACGAAAGUCAAGCUUGGUGAUGUACAAAGAUGAAGAUGUAAAUGAUCUUAGUGAUUUGGGUAUUGGAGCAAGUGGCAAAAGCAGCAUGAGUGAAGAUUAUAAGCAUGACAUCCGUCAAAAUAAUGAGGAAGGAGAAACAGACAGACAUCUUCAUGUGAAUCAGAAUGGAAAAGAGAGAAAAAAUGGUCACCAUGAUGAUGCUUCUUCGGUAACAACAGUUUCAUCUCCAGAACCUGAAGAAUAUACAUAUGAAAGGGCAAUCCAGGGCUAUGUUAACUUUGCAGAAACAAGAGUGAAAUCAAGGACGGCUGUGACAAGCAGUAAUCUGAACAGCAGCAGAGACCAACGUGAAAAGUCACAAACCUCAGAAUCAAGCACUGAAAAAAUUUCUAAUGGACAUCAUGGGAAGGGUUUGUCAUCCCCUCCACAUACGCCACGAAGACAGUCUGGAGCAAAGAUUGAGGAAAAACUGUCAGCAUUGGAGAAAAGGAGAUGCAGUUCCACAGAAUUAAACAACAGUUUAAAUAAUGACAAAAAGAUGCCUAUGGCAAAAGGAGAUGUACUUAAGAGAAGGGAGAUGUUUGAGAGAGCUUGUGAGCUCAGUGAGCAGAUAUCAAAACCAGCUAGGAGACUUUCUGAAGACAACCAAGGGAGGCUGCCACAUCACACAAACAAGGCUGAAACUGCGUCUCUUGUUAAAGAUAAGGUCUUACUGAAAUCAUCAGAAAAUAUUAAUGGAAAGGAUUCAACACAAUUGAGACACAGGUUUUCAAACGGUGAUCUGUCUUCUACAUUGUCUGUGCAAGAAAGGUUGUCACAGCUGGAGAAACGAGGAAUAGAGAAGGAUCAGAUGUCGAAUGAUCUCACACAGUCAGUCAGUGAACGACUGUCAAAUCUUGACUCUGCAUACAACAACAAUGAUAACAGAAACAUUACACCAGACAGAGAUCCCGACUUACAGACAAUGCUGGCAAGUUUCCAUGGUACGGAAGAAAAAGUUUUUAACGGUACUGAUAGUAUUAAAGGCCCUGGGGUUGGAUCUGAGAGGUCAUCAAGUCCAGAAGAAGAUGUUAUUUAUGAAACCAAGAGACAGCAGUUUCAUCGAUCGUUAGACAGUUUGGAUGUUGAAGGUUCAAGUGACAUUUGCAAUGAUUCCUUUGAGAGAGUUCAGAGCCUUGAGGAUCUAGAUUGCUGCAGUCAUGCAAGAAAUUACCCUGCAUCUUCCACUGAAAUGCUAGUUUUCUCAUCUCAGAGUGGUGAUACAGAUAGAGAUGAUAGUGGCAUUCACACAGCUGAUGUGUCAUGCUCAGUCAGCCAGGCUGAUGAACCAGUAGAUGAUGGAGAAAUCAUAGUUGCCAUUAAUAGUAUAGUCCCACAUCUUGAAACCAACAGUGGAUUGGAUGUGUACCAUCUUGAAGUUGAGAUUGUGAAUCAGAAACAUUUGGGAAGCAGAAUAGAUGACCAGAAGUUCCAUGUUACGGAGCCAUCAGACAGUGUGGCUGCAGAACCGGUAGAAACGGCCACAGCAUUCUUGGACGUGAAAGGCAAUUUGGAAUCACCACCACCUGAGGUGGCAGAAGUGGACGUGCCAAAAGUGCCACAGAACAAAAACAAUUCUGUAAGUCCUCAGCAUGACCAUGCAUCUUCAUCAACCUCAUUAAUGAUGCCCAUGGAAGAACAUGAAAAUGCAGUUGAUAUCAAAAUCCCUGUAUGUUCAAAGCAUGCUGGUGACAACAUUACCAAUGCUAACUAUUCCUCAGUGGUGGUGGAAGUUCCUUUGGAUCAUUCAGACACUGUUAAUGAAUUUUUACCUUUAGGCAAUGAAAAUACAGUAGACUUCAGUAAUACAUUUACAAAUGUAGCAGAAAUAGUUGAGAAUAUUUUUGACACAAGGGAUCAGUCUUGUAUACAGAAUAACAAUACAGCACUAACCUCUCAUCGUACUGACCCACCUCGGUUACCAGAGCAAAUGUAUGAGGCAGUGGAAACAAAUACUAAUGACUCUUGCAUUCCAGCUGUGAUAUUAGAUACUACUGAACAUUUUCCCAGAUACCUUCCUUUAGAAAAAGCUUCCUCUACACAUACAGCUUGCAUGCAAAACAGAGAUCCUGUUCCUUGCCAGGAAAAGGCUUCGGUGGCAGAUAAAAGGAAAACAGUGGUGGAAGUGUGUGAGAAGAUCCGUGUUGAUGGAGGUGGUACAAGUGGAACUGUGAAGUCCCCGCCCCCAACCCCAUACAUCGAAGUACCUAACACAUGGGUUAUGCCCUUCCAGGAACCUGAACAGGUGACAGAAGAGAUGAUAUUGCUGAAUAGUGGGGCAGGAUCUGAAGGACAUCAUGUGUACAGUGAAAAGUAUGACGCUCAGCAGAAACCAAGUGACACCAGUGAACUGAAUUUAAAUGUAGAAACUGUAACACACAAAGAAAAUUCAGUUCUCAAGAGUUGUAAUGCCAUUCAGCAGUUGCCUUCUUCAGAAAAUUUUGCUCAAAGUGUGCCUUCUGAUAUGAAGGAAGAGGAGAAAUCAUCACCUAUCAUGGGCAGUUUACUCAGGAAUCAUACCGAAGAUGUUUUCUUGCCCUUAACUACAAUUCAGAUCCCACCUCUGAACCUUUCAAGUGAUGAGAUUGUGUCAGGACUUGAAUUCCCUCUGGGACCUCCAACAAGUGCAGAACCUCCCAAAGAGAAACCUCCACCACCACCGACAGAACUCAGUGAUGAAGAAAUGCCUCCAGUAACAUCCCUAAAACGGCUCGAUUCAACAAAACGUAUCAGAAAGGAGAUAUGGAGGAAGCGUUCAGAUUUUCUCGGUAUUGAAGGCAGCAAUGACGAUAGCUACUUAGAACCAGAGUUGAAAGUGGCUCCACCACCAGACAUGACUACAUUUCUUGUAGAAGAGAGAAGAUCAGAACAGCAGCUAUAUCGUCAGUCCAUCUGUUCUGAGACAGACUCAAACCAUGGAGAAACAACAGACAGUCGAGAUUCAGGAGUUGAGUUAGACAGAGCACACUCAGAUGACUGGCCUGGAAAACUGUACUCGACACCAGAUGAUUUGUCAGCCCAACACAGCAGACAAAACAGUGAUAUUUAUGGUACUGCCAGCAUAACAUCAGAAGAAGAUGAAAUGAUGAAGAAAGAAAGAGAAAUCAUAGAAAUUCUUGAGAAAGAAGAACGAUGGAGGUACAGCAAUAACACAACCUCUGAAGGAAAGGAUAUUGGUGAAAAGCUUGCUGUAAAACUUCACCAGUUGGAGCAAGAAAAGAUGAGGCUUGAAUGGGAGAGAUCAGAGGAAGAAAACAAGAGACAGAUGAAAGAAACUGCCUGCCGUGAAGAAGAUCUGCGACUUCGAGCCAAAGAACAGGAAUUGAAACAGCAAGAGAGCAUAGUUGCUAGUCCCAAGAAGAGGCCUUCUAUCACAGGGAAAGAAGAACGUGUUACCUCAGCCUCAGGGGAGGCUUUGAGAGCAGAACGGGAAAGAUUACAGAGAGAAAAUGAAGAAUUGCAGAGACAAAAAGAGACAUUACAACUCCGUGAAAGUCAGCAACUUCGGCAUAGUCAGUCACAGAUGCAACAACACUGGGGAAACACAGCUACUCUGCCACAUCAACAGUGGAGUGGCAAAACUACAGGCUUGCUCCCAACACACUUGUCCCUUCAAGACAUAUCUAUGGCUCCGACAGGAAACAUCAACUCAUAUCACCCUCCAACAUCUCCCAUGGCCCAAUCAUCUGCUCCUCUCAACUACAGACUCUCUUUGCCAGAUCUGCAACAGGAGGAGCAAUUGCAGGGUCAACAACUGCCUACUAGGCCAAGUUCCAUGGUGUCUACCCAAGUUCGUCGACCUCCACCCCCAAUCCCUCCAGCAAAGCCUCUCCGAGCUCUUAGCCAGGAACAGAAGGAGAGAGAAAACAGUAUCAGAAACAGUCGCAUGCCAUCAGCAGACUCCAUUCCACAAAAAGUGGAAUCAACCCAUGUCCACCAUAAUUCUCAUGUAGGGGCCCAGCCAAUAAGCAGGCAGACCCUUCAAGCUCUAAGUGCUGUUCCAAGAUCGCGUUUCAUAUCAAAUGAUAUGUGGAUGCAGGCAAAAAAGAAACCUGAGAACCAGCGCAGUGGAGGACGAGAGCCUACUUACAAUUAUCAACAUUGGCUAAUACAGGAAGCUGAACAUCGCCGUAUAACUGAACAACAACAGAGGACUGCUGCAUUACCUAGGAAACCCUCUCCCCCUCAUUUGUAUCCUCAUACAGCUGCAUCAUGGAGUGCACCCCAACCUCAACCACGACAGGAGAAACCCUUACCAGAUGCCAUCAUCCACACACUGACACAGAGAGUUCAGAACAGGGUUGGAAUGCUUGAAAGUAAGAGCUCAGCCUCCAGUAGGAGAAGAAUUGAAGAUAACUCCUGCAGAGAUUCACAGCCCCAGGCUCCAGCCAUUGGACACAUGCCAAAUAAUGGUUCAACUCCAAGUAGCAACGUUGGUGAUUCUCAAGAGAAAAUGUUGAGUGUCAGCGGUAAAAAGAAAUGCUCACAUUGUGGUGAAGAGUUGGGUCGUGGUGCAGCAAUGAUCAUUGAAAGUCUGAGGCUGUUUUACCACAUUGACUGCUUCAAAUGCUGUGUUUGUCAUGUUCAGUUGGGUGAUGGACUUAUGGGAACUGAUGUUCGAGUUAGAAACAACAAACUGCAUUGUCAUAAUUGUUACUCUAGCGAUGAUGGAGUGAAAUUCAGUUGUGUGUAACCUGUUUAAGAUGGAAGAUAAUUUAUACAGCAACACAUUAUAAUGCCCUUGUAUUAUCAAGCAAGUGACAAUAAAAUGUAUACUUACAGUGAAUAGAGCCAGCUUUACUUGGAAAAUAAUUAAUGUAAACAGGUGAAGCAGUGUAAUAUAAUGUAACAGUAGAUUACAGAAUAAUGUACAAUUCACAGUUAGCAUGUACAAAAUAUUUUAUAAGCUUAAGUGGAUCAAACUGUGUAGUUCAGUUUGUGACUUUGUACUCUGGAAAGAUGUCAGUAUUUGAAAUGUUGGCCCAUGGAAAUUAGGAGAGCUGUAAUUUUUACCAAAGGAGAAGAGGGCAGCUGUAGAGGAUAGACAGAAGUACAUUGUAUAUUAUGGGCAAUAUAGGAUCACAGAAACUGUGAUUCAUAUUGUUGUCUUUGUAAUAUUGUAAGAAGUUGCUAGAACAUAAUACAGUAUAUGGUACAAUGACUGCAACAGCUGCAUUCAGAUUUACAUUUUAGCAAUGUCCCAUUAAAUAGUUUACUUGUACACCCUUUUAAAACUCGUGUGAAAUUAUUUGGUCAUAAAAUAAGUAAAUUUACACUCUGUUCUUUACAGGAUAAAAGCAAGACAUUGUAUUACAUAAUCAAACCACCAUAAGUGGUAGCAUUGUGUGUUUAGAAUUAGCAUGUCUUUCAGCAUUAUGAAUAAUUGUCUGUUUAUUUACAUGAAAAAUAUAUUAUCAUUUAGAUUUUAGUGUAAGCUUUGUAGAAUAUAUGACCAUACAGAUUGUACAUCAUUCAUACAAUAAACUCGCAUCACAAAAGAAAUGUCAGUCUGCAGAGUAUAAGAACUCACUGUUUAGUUUUAACAUGCCAUGAUAGAUCUGUGGAGGAAACAUCUGUAAUUUGUUACAAAUGCACUGCCUGUAGUAAGAUAAAAGAAGUGACUGAAAGGAACAUGUAUAGAAACAGUUUUGAGAUAAAAGAGUGAUUAUCAUACAAUUUUUACAUUCUUAAAUACUUACUGCCUUUCACCAUGUUACCAUUUACAGAACUUCCAUGAGGCACAUACAGUUGUAAACAUAAAAAGGCACUAAAAAAUUAGAUUUCUGUACAGAAAAAUUAAGUUAAAUUUUUAAAAUCUGUAGGGCUAUGGCUAAGUUUGAUACAAAUGUAGCAGUAUGAAAAGAUAUAGCCAUUGUGCAAAUAAGUAAUGUAAUUAAUUUGGCAAUCAGUACAUUCAAUAGCUUAAAUGUAACAGUAAAUUAACAUAUGUAUCACAAGUUAUAUAAAAACAGUACCACAUAUUAUGGCACCGUUUCAUAUUGUAACUAAUUUUGAGCCUCUAUUGUAGUUAUGGAUUCGUAAUAUAAUUUGAAUAUGUCAGCAAUAUGUUCUAAUUCAAAUUUAAUGUUUUUUUUUGUGCAAAUUUAGCAAGUAUCAUGAUUUCAAUGUUUGGUGAAGUCUUAUUAUUAGUUCCAAAUGUGAACUUCACUAUGUAAUAUCUACGUAAUAUGUUUAAUCUUCAUGCCUGUCACCAGAAGAUUCGUAUGCUGAAUUUGGUAGUGCUUGUAGUUUCUUUUCUCUCUAAUAUGGAGGGUUGCACUCUUUGGCAAUUUGUACAUUUGUAUUAUAAGUACGUUAUGUUGUAUUUACACAGCUUAUAUUCUAUAAAGAUGUAAUCCAAAACACCUACUACAUGAAAUAAAUUUAAAAACAGGAAAGGGAGAUGUUGUAUAAAUUUGAAAUAAAUAUGGCAUGUUUUA
Cryptotermes secundus is the source of this 7571-nucleotide messenger RNA. RefSeq lists its product as uncharacterized. Bases 614 to 5824 code for a protein of 1736 amino acids. Gene Ontology annotation, biological process: positive regulation of stress fiber assembly; regulation of focal adhesion assembly. Gene Ontology annotation, molecular function: myosin II head/neck binding. The transcript has 22 exons. The record is from RefSeq and is a predicted model, not a curated record. NCBI's taxonomy places the organism in Eukaryota, Metazoa, Arthropoda, Insecta, Blattodea, Kalotermitidae. Gene Ontology annotation, cellular component: stress fiber.